UAACAUUUCCCAGUAGUGCCUCAGGUCGGUAGGCGAAGAAGUCCUGCAUGAGUUCACCUUCAGGUAGAGAGCUCUAAAAUAAGAUUUUGGAAAGAGAUCAGUUGUUUACGCCAUGAACGGGUCUGUUCAUAGCAUGCCUAAAGAGGUGGAAAUUCAGCUAAAAAGAGGACCUGCUGGACUUGGGUUUAACAUAGUCGGUGGUUUGGACCAGCAGUAUGUGUUGAAUGACAGCGGGAUCUAUGUGGCCAAAAUCAAAGAGAAUGGCGCUGCAGCACUGGAUGGACGGCUACAGGAAGGGGACAAAAUACUGGCGAUAAAUGGCAACCGAUUGGAGAACCUGUCCCAUAGUGCAGCAGUGGACCUCUUCCGGUCAGCUGGAGAGGAUGUAUUUCUCCGCGUGCAACAGAGAUCCUCCCUCCAUCACAACGGUCCAGUGAGCUCCCGGCCUGAGAGCGAGGCGCCCGUCUCCUCAGUCGGCCUCCUUUUGGGCCUCGCGGCGGCUGCCGCCGCCAUCACCGUCGCCGUAGUCUACUUCAAACGCUUCCCUCCCGGCCUGCGGAGGCCCAUUUAAACGUAACCGGCCUCCCAUUUCAAGGACCAAACGUUGGGAGAAUAUACUCAGAGGGCCAAAAGAGAAAAAGAUAAAAGAAGAAAAAAAAACACACACAAGGUGAAUGAAUUAAGGAUUAGGACACAUGUUGGAAAAUGCACCCUGAAGAAGCAAGCAAGCCAUGUUUUCCUAAACAUAUACGCAAACAACAGCAACAACAAUCUAAAUAGGUGUUAAUAUUGCUGUUAUGAUUGCCAUGUUGAGCUGGUGUUCCCCUUUAUUUUUAGUGGGGGUAUUCUUAGUCACUUUAAACCAAAGCUCUGAGUCUGUCUGUCCCAGCAUUGCACAGGGGGAGGGAAGAUUCAGCCGCCAUGUUAUCAGGAGACAGAAGUGAUCGUGUCUAAACUGACCACGUAGAGCUAUAUGAGGGAGAAAGAACGAGGAGGUGGAAGAUGGAAAGAGUUGGAUGGAGGUUAAAAAGAUAGAGAGACAAAAAGAGUUGAAGUAACUGACCUGUGAGGAGCUCCAUUACUUUAUAGCAGCGUCCUCUGUUUUCACCCGCUCCUUUGCCAAGAGCAGAAACUCUUUCUUUUUUAAAAUAGCUUUGCCAUCUUCAUUCUUCCGGUCACCAUAGUGUUUCUUUUUUGCCCUCUCACAUUCUAAUGCCAAAAACUAAAAUCAUAUAAGUGUAAAUAUUGUUCCAGGUAUAAAUAUAUUUUCAAAUACUGUCACUCACUGGGGAGAGUUUGGUGUCACGUUGCUGGGGUGACAUGGUUUUUAAUCGGUUUAUGUGUUUGUUUGUUUAUCUUUGAUUUGUCUGAAAUGUUGUCAUUGUCAAUGAUGACUUGGCCAAGGCAGCAGAUGCAGCUGUGUAUUUUGUACCAGACGGUCCUUUGACAUCCUCCAGCUUGGGCCUGUAAAUGACCGUUCAGUUCCUUCCCCAACCCCUGCCUUAGCUGACCAUUUAACUGGCUGCUGUCUCCUUCUGACCAAUGCAGAAGUUCUUUUUAAUAUUAACUAUUGAGUUCAAACUCAGGCCUCUUGUUAAAUCCUCUUACCUGCACGUCUUUCAAAAAGGACACACACAUGAAAUGCUAUGUUUCUGAUGGAGAAGGGAAGUUUUAAGUGACAUUCAGGUGGUGAUAAGUGUGAUUUGUUAACCUGACUCCUAAGUGAUUUCAAACACCCCAGGAUUACAUCAUUCUGUAUUCUCACUGUUUGACAUGCGUAUGAGCAGCCACAUGCUUGAAGUCAGUCACUGCCCCCUAUUGACUUUGCUAGAGAAAUGCACUUCACUAUGCAUAUGAAAAAUGGGACUGUGAUGUAGAAGCAUGGUAGAAACACAGGCGUUGUUCAGGAUAAAAGACCAGACUAGUAAAAAAAAUGUAAUGGUCUGUAGUCCAAUGACCUAGAGUGGCAGUAGGUUUGACACCCACGCAACUGCCCCCAUGUCCACUCUCAUGAUUUAAUGGGGGAAGCACGCAUUUUAUUUGAUCAGAACGACAACUUUAAACUUGUUUUGAACUGUUUUUGUAUCAGAAUUAUUGUUUGCCUGUAAUGUCUUAUG
Messenger RNA from Alosa sapidissima (American shad), 2117 nucleotides. It is a transcript of the gene synj2bp, whose product is annotated as synaptojanin 2 binding protein. The transcript has 4 exons. Gene Ontology annotation, cellular component: postsynaptic density membrane; neuron projection; neuromuscular junction. The record is from RefSeq and is a predicted model, not a curated record. Lineage: Eukaryota; Metazoa; Chordata; Actinopteri; Clupeiformes; Clupeidae. Gene Ontology annotation, molecular function: protein binding. Gene Ontology annotation, biological process: chemical synaptic transmission. Bases 113 to 571 code for a protein of 152 amino acids.